Scheffersomyces amazonensis is the source of this 5023-nucleotide messenger RNA. It is a transcript of the gene MON2, whose product is annotated as Mon2p. NCBI's taxonomy places the organism in Eukaryota, Fungi, Ascomycota, Pichiomycetes, Serinales, Debaryomycetaceae. The record is from RefSeq and is a predicted model, not a curated record. The transcript has 2 exons. The coding region runs from base 227 to 5023 and encodes 1598 amino acids.
GUAUCUAAUACUGUAACAAUAUAAUGUCAUAUUAACGAACUCGAUCUCUAACUUCUGUAUAUGGUAAAGAGGUUAUUAACCAGCCUGCGAAUAAUGACGUAAAACAUUUGUUGAUAGUGCUCGGUACACGUCAGAAAAAACAGUCUGGUCUGAUAUAUCUGUUCACUUUGUACAGCACCACUAGGGCCAAUUGUAUUGCGUAGACCAGUAGACAGAAAAAAAAGCUAUGGGAUCAGUUCAGCAACUCAUUGGCGAUCUCACGACGCUCUCUUUGGAGUCCAAGCGGAGAUUUCCUGAGAUCAGACAGGCUUGUGAUCAUGCUAUAGGACAAUUGAAGCAUUAUGAUCAAACCAUUCCAAUUCAUGAUAUUAAGAUUAAUGAUGAUAGUCUUAUUAAACCAUUCAUAGGAGCCUGUAAGUCAGGAACUGCCAAAUUAAUUACAUUAUCCAUUCCUGUCAUUCAUAAACUUGUAAUGGCCGAAAUAAUACCGCCCGAAUCAUUAAGUGAUUUGGUUAAUGGACUUCAAGAAGCUAGUCAUUUAGCCAUUGAUAUUCAAUUAAGAAUUUUACAAUGUUUACCAGCAUUAAUGCAGAAUUAUCAUGAAUUUUUUACUGGUCCAUUACUUAUCAAAUUAUUAACGGUAUGUUCAAAUCUUACUGCUAAUAAUAAAUCUACGGUGGUUAUUAAUACAGCUUCAGCUACUUUACAACAAUUAUUCAGUAAUAUAUUUGAUUUAACUCCACUUGAUAAAGUUCAAGAAUCAGAAAAAGUUCAUAGUUUAACCAUCGAUAAUGAUGAAAUAAUUAAAGUAGAUGGAGAUUCAUUAGAAUGCUUUAAUAUCUUUCAAGAUUUGUGUAAAUUAAUUGAAGGUGAAACUCCAACUUAUUUUACUAAUGCAAUUCAUAUAAAAGUUUUAUCAGUACUUGAAAUUAUUGAAAAUAUUAUUUCUAAUCAUAAAUCCACAUUUCAAUCUCAUCAAGAAUUAGCAUAUUUAUUAAGAAUUAAAAUUAUUCCUUCAUUAUUAAGAAUUUUAAAUUCUAGUCAUAGAAAUUUCCCCUAUGUAACUAGAACUAUGAGAGUUUUACAUGUUUUAUUAGCAUCUCAAUUAGAUAAUUUAGAAAUAGAAUCAGAGAUUGUUUUAUCUUUCUUAAAUCAUAUAUUAGUAAAUAAUGAUACAGAAAGUUUACCAUGGGAAAAGAUUUUAGUAUUAGAAACUUAUAAGGGAUUAUUUGGUGAUUUUAAUUUUAUAAAAUCAAUAUUUGUAAAGUAUGAUAAUAAUCCAAGAAAGAAAAAUGUCCUUCAAGAAUUAACAUCAAUUUUAAAUACUUUCCUUCUGUCAAAUUCUUAUUUAUUUAGUAAUGUUGUUAAACGUCCUUCAAUUAUUAAUCAACCAUCUUCAACUUCAACUUCAUCUUUAACUUCAACUUCAAAUCUGAAUAAUCUGGUUACUCCUCUUUCUCCAUCAAAACAUCCUGAACAAACUCCAGUAUAUUUAUCUAAGAGUACAUCCAAUUUAAAGGCUCCACUUAUUGAUCAUUUUGAUAAAUCAGAACCUCCAUCUCAAUUACCUAAGACUUAUCCCGUCUAUCUUGUUUUCAAUAUUUUAUUGUCAUAUGCUGAUGGAGUGGCAGCCUUUGUUCAAUCAUUAUCAAAUGAUUCUGAUCCAGCUAAUCUUGAAUCAGAUGUAGAAUUUACUAAUGCUUUCAUAGAAUCCAACUAUAAUGAUAUCUCAAUUCUUUUUGAAAGAUUUAUUUAUUCAGCUAUGGAUGAUGAAAGUUUCCAUUUAUUAAUUAGAUCAUUCCAAAGAUUUGCUCAUUCAACAGGAUUAUUGGGAUUAGGAACUAUUCGAGAUGGAUUAUUAAUUAUAUUAUCUAAUGCAAUAACUAAUAAUGUUUCUAAAGAUGAUAAUAAAGUCUUAUCAACUAGUGGAUCUGGUUUACAAAGUCAAGGUAAACAAUUAUUAGCAUUUGGAGAAUCUUUAGUAGAAAGUUUUAGUUCAACAUUAGGAUCUCCAAAACCUCAACAACAUCAACCAAGAAAUCAACCACCAAUUAUCCGUUCUAGAUAUAUUAAUUCAAGACAUAUAACUAUCUUAAGAGCUUUAGCUAAUUUGGCUGUAUCCUUAGGUUCAACUUUACAAGGAUCUUGGACAAUAAUUUGGAUUACAUUCCAAUGGUGUGAUUAUUUUGUUAAUGGUCCAGAUGAAUAUAGUGGAUAUUAUAACCAUAAGGGCUAUAAAUCAUUUACAGAAUCCAUGUGGCCACAUUUAACACCUCAAGAUUUAAAUAACAUUGAAAUUUCUAGAAAGAAAUUAAUGGAUAACUUUAGAGAGUAUCCAGUUGAAUCAUUCGAUGAGUUAGUUGGUGCUGUGAUUGAUUUAUCCAAGAGAGUUUUCGAACAAAAUACAGAAAAAGAAAAAGUAUAUUCUGGUCUCCAAUUAGAUAUAUGUCCUUACAAUAAAACAUACUUUAUUGAUAGAUUAUUAGAUCUUUCCCAGAUCGAAUCAAAUAAGUUUCUUGUAUUAUCAGAUAAGUCAUGGAGUUUAAUAACCGACUACUUUAUUACUUUUGGAAACAAGAGAAAUAUUUCUUAUUCAUUAAGAUUAUACAUUGUUCAAGCUUAUAAUCAAAUUAUUAAAUCUAUAAGUGAUGAAGGAUUCCGAGUUGAUUCAGAAGAAGUUAAUCAGAAAACUUCAUUUAAAUCUUUAGAUGGAUUAAAUCGAUACCUUGUAGAAUUAUUUAAUUUAGGUAUACCACAAGAAUUAUUAGUAUUAAAUUGUGAAACUGAAAUUCAUUUAUCAACAUUAACUAUAUUACAUCAAUUAAUAGAUCAAUAUGAUUCUUAUUAUAAAGAUUCUUGGAAUACAGUAUUUACUAUAUUAAAUACUCCAUUUAAAGUAACAGAAAAAUCAUUUAGUAAAGAAGAAGUUAAUUUAAGAGAACGUAUUAGAUUAUUAAUUGAAAAAUCUUUUGAUACUUUAAAAUUAAUUUUAGAUGAAUUCUUAACUUCUAUACCUUCAAAUCAAUUAAUAUUAUUAAUUGAUACAUUAUACAAUUUUUGUUCUCAAUCAUUUGAUUUGAAUAUUUCCUUUAGUUCAGUAAGUUAUUUUUGGUUAAUUAGUGAUUCAUUGAAAUCCAGAGUUAUUGAUUCUCAAGAAUUGAAAGUAGUUGAUUAUGCUGUAUUAAAUGAACAAGAAUUAAUUACAAAGAUUAAUAAUACAGAUGAUGAUCAUAUUUUCCAUAUACUAAUCAUUGUAUACUUAUUAUCUAAAUUAGUCAAAUUAUCUUUAGAUCCAAGAGCUCAAGUAAGAGAUGGAUCAAUUCAAACAUUUUUCCAAAUUGUAGAAACUCAUGGAAAUUUAUUAACUACUUCUAAAAGUUGGGAUUUAAUUUAUACAAUUGUAUUACCUACUUUAUUUAAUAUUAAAUUAAGUUUAGAAGAUCCAACUUUUAGUAGAAAAGAAUGGAUUGAAAGUUUACAUUUGAUUUUAACUGGUUUCAAUUUAAUUUACAAUAAUUUCAUGAUUAAUUUUAAUGAUGUACCAUUAAUUCUUGAAAAAUGGGAAAUUUUAAUAAAUUAUUUCCAAAACUUAUUAGAUUUUAAAUGGGUUGAUUUGAAUUUAAAGGUGUUUAAAUCAUUUCAAGAUUUAUUAACUCCUUUUACAAAUGAUAAAGUAGCAGAUUUUAUUAAGAUAAGAGAUUUAUUAUUCAAAUUUUGGGUUAAUGUACCUAUAGAAUAUGAUUUUAUAAAUCCAUUAUAUCAAGAAUCUGUCACUUCUUUAAUGACUUGUUUCCCUCCAUUAUAUCCUAUAAUUAUUUCAAAACCAGUUAGUAAUGAAGAAAUUACUAUUAUCUUGAAUUUAUUAAAUAAAUGUGCUAGAUAUCCUAUUUUACCUAAUAAUCAAGGUGAUGAAUCUAGGCCAUCGAAUUUACAAAAGGCAGUUUUAAAUAAUUUAAGUAUUAUUGAUUUGAAAGAUUCAAGUAUUCAAUCUCAAGUAAUUCAACAAUUAAGUAAUAUAAUUGUUUAUCCUUUUGGAACUCGAUUAAGAAUUGAACAGAAAUUAACUAAUAAUAAAGUAAUAAAUGGUCUGAAAAUUAAAUUACCAACAUUCAUAGCAAUUAGUCAUUUAUCAUUACAAUUACUCAAAGAGAAAUUACAAUCACUUAGUGAAUUUACAGUAUUAUUGGAAGAUAAAGGAGUAAAUAAAAUUUUAAAAUCUUUAUUAGAGGUAGUUAAAACAAGAUCAAUUGGGGUAGCUAAUAGUAAAACACCAUUAUGGAUUGAAUGUAAUGAAAUUGUUGAGAGUAUUAUUAAGAAAUUAAUCGAUAGUAAAAAGAUAAUCGAUGAAGAAUUAUGGAAAUUAUUAGUAGAAAGUAUUAAAAUAAGUUUUAAAGAUGAUCCAAAUGGUACAAGUAAAGAUGAAUUAAUUAAUAUUGAACAAUUUCAUAAAUUAAUUAAAAUUAUCUUACCUACAUUAGUUGAAUCUCCAGAAAAUAAUAGUAUAUUAAAUGAUCUUAUUCAAGCCAUAUAUGAUAAUUCAUUUUUAUAUGAAUUUGAUGAACAAGAAUCAUUAAUAAUUUCUCAUAAUAAAGAUGGUAAACGUAAUGAAAUUAUUGAUGCAAUAAGUUUAUUUGAUUUUAAUGAAACUUUUGGUACUACUAAACCAGUUAGUAAGUUUGCUAAUCGAGCUACAAGAUUUAACUGUUUAAAGGAAUUGGUUAAAUUCAGUAAUUCUGAUUUAACUUUGAGAUUAACCAGUCAAAGCUUUUUCAUUUUAAGAGCUGGGUUUAGUAUAAGAAGAUUUAUUAGUGAUCAAAGAUUACUCUAUAAAUGUCCAAUUUCUAAGAUUCAACAAGAAGAAUUACUUAUAAUUUUACGAGGUAUUGUUGAUAUUAAGAAUAUUGAACAAGACAAUAAGGUUGAUUUCCAAAAAUUACAACGAUUAGUUAUUAAAUUAGUUACAUUUGCUCACAGAAUACCAGAACUUGAUGAGAUAUUAGAAAUUAUCUUACAAAGAUUCUGA